AUGGCUUAGUUUUUUCUAUACAAAAAAAAGAAAAAUACUUAUAAACCAAUUGGUAUUUUCCAGGAAACAGCCUAGUUUCAGUGAUCACGUUCUUUUGAAUUCAAAACAUAGUCAAGAAUAAGUGAAUAACAAUUCAAACUUUGCAUCUCCUUGAACAUUACUAUAUAACUGACUGCUCCAUCCACAAAACACUCACGCAAAUUUCAUUAUCUGGUAAAAGAGAGGGAAAAGAACUUAACUAAACUAUAAUGAUGAGCAAAGGUGUUGUAAGUUCCAUUCUGUUCUUCAUGUUGAUCGGUUCCGUUUUUGUUGAGACUCGCCCACUUGGUCUAACAAUGACGGAAGAGAAAAAACUCGUGGCUGGUUUCUUCGAUGGGUUAUCACUUGGUUCGAUCAAAGGCUCAGGUCCAAGUCCAGGAGGCAAGGGUCAUAACUUCGUAAACCGGAGCGACAUGUCUCGAUUUGAUAAGCACUCCGGUCCAAGCCCAAGCGGACCCGGUCACUAAUAAUCAAAUCAUUAGCUCAAACCGGGCUAAUUUUAAGUACACGUUGCCGUGUCUAGGUCCAAAAAAUUAUUUCAUUUUUUUGUUACAAUUUUAUUUUGUUACAUAUAUGAAGAAAGAAGAAUGGGAAAAAUCAAGAAUUAAAUGUCUCAUUCCUUUUUCCUAUCAAUAGUUUCUUAGUCGUUUGAUUCAUAAUGUACAAUGUGAUAAUAACUUAUGUUUUGGUCAAAUAUGAUUUGAAUGUAAUAAUAAAACAUUAAUGUACACAAA
Brassica rapa (field mustard) is the source of this 773-nucleotide messenger RNA. Its product is annotated as PAMP-induced secreted peptide 2. Lineage: Eukaryota; Viridiplantae; Streptophyta; Magnoliopsida; Brassicales; Brassicaceae. The record is from RefSeq and is a predicted model, not a curated record. Gene Ontology annotation, biological process: innate immune response; regulation of developmental process.